CUCCUAUUCCAUCCAGGCUGCGCAAUUCAUGACCUGCGACAGGCCGCGCAACCACUGCUUGUCUUCACAUUCCUCUCAGCAACUCCCGUUUCCUCUAUCUCUAUCUGCACAAUAUGGAUGUCUCGAGGCUCUAAUCAUAUAAGGCCGAAAUCUUCCACGAAUCAUCCUCCACACAUCGUAUCCAAUAUACAACUGGCGAUGUCUACGCAGCGACAAUGAAUUUAAACAUCUUCCGCAUCCUGGGCGAUGUGUCGCAUACCGCCUCGAAAUGCAUUCUCAUCUGGGCUAUUCAUUCAAAUAAAAGCGCUGAAGGCGUGUCUCUGCUCACUCAGAUCCUCUACAUUGCCGUCUUCUGCACGCGUUACCUCGACCUCUUCUGGGUCCCGCCCACGCUAUCAUGGUGGAAUUUCAUUCUCAAGAACUUCUAUAUCUGGUCUUCGAUCUAUAUCAUCGUGUUAAUGACCAGGGUGUAUGCCCGAACACGAGAGCAAGAGAAGGCUUGGAAAUGGGGAGCAUAUGCAGCUGGCGCAUCCCUUGUCGCUGCUCCAUUGGUGUCUCUCAUCUUCAAUGGAUGGACGCGCAGUACCUUUAGCGAAGUGCUAUGGACCUUCUCCAUUAUCCUCGAAUCCGUUUGUGUUCUUCCGCAGCUUAUCCUGCUCCGCCAGACGACCGUACCUACAGUGAUUGACUCCUUCUAUCUGGUCACUCUUGGAUCCUACCGAGCAUUCUACCUUCUCAAUUGGAUUUAUCGCGCCUUCACACCCUCGAAGCCUGACGCAAUCUCCGUGAUUUUCGGGAUAAUCCAGACGGCAUUCUACGUCGACUUCGCCUGGGUGUACUGGACGAGACAAAGAGUCAAGCUGAGAGGAGGUGGGGUCGUGGACGCAGAAGAUCUGAGAAAAGGAUGGCUUGUAAACAAAGUCUUUAAACACACUCAAGAGCCUUCGGAAGAAGAAGAAGAUCCUGAAUCGGGCAACGUACAGACGAACGGACACGCGCAACCCAAAGUAAACCGAUGGGGCCCGCGCGGUAUCUCAAUUUCAGCAGAUGAUACCCUGCACGAGCACGACAAGGGCAAAAGAGCAGCCAACGACAGCGGCGAGGAAGCAAAUCCAAUGCUGGAUGAUGGCGCUUUCCAACCAGAUCCUGAAUCGUUCGAGUUCGCGGACGAAGAAGACGAUGUGCCUCGACUGGACGAGCCAGGCAAGAAGGUGUUGAACAGCAACGAAGAGUGGAGGGACAGCUCACCGUCGAACAGGUGAAUGCUGUGUACAACGUUGAGAGCUAUAGAUUUUGGGCGAGCCUUCUUUGCAGAUUGGUUGGAUGGACUCGAUCUCCUUCAGUUCACGCCAGUACUUGGCUCCACAUACUACUAGAAUAUACUGAAGGCUUGCCAAAAGAGAUUUCUGACAGAGGGGCCCUCAUGGCAUUUUGCUCCGACAGUAGAGGAUAUGGACCAACAUUUGGUAUGAUGCAGUAGAAUCAGCCAAUGACAUUUGAGUAGUCAGUCACCUAGCA
Molecule: messenger RNA, 1518 nt
Organism: Exophiala xenobiotica
Lineage: Eukaryota; Fungi; Ascomycota; Eurotiomycetes; Chaetothyriales; Herpotrichiellaceae
Exons: 2
Coding region: 216-1262 (348 amino acids)
Biological process (GO): endoplasmic reticulum to Golgi vesicle-mediated transport; protein retention in ER lumen
Cellular component (GO): membrane; cis-Golgi network; endoplasmic reticulum
Molecular function (GO): ER lumen protein retrieval receptor activity
Source: RefSeq, a predicted model, not a curated record